AUGUUCGCCCUCCGCUCCAUCGCUGCGCCUAUGCAGCGCCAGUGCUUCCGUGCGGCUCCCCGCGCGGCCGUCUCUCUGUCCCUACAGAGCAGGUUCUACUCGUCGCAGGACUCCAUCGCAAAGUUCACCGGCCAGAAGGAUGCACAGGGCCGCUACACCGUUAGCUUGAUCGAGGGUGAUGGCAUUGGUCCCGAGAUCUCCGCCGCCGUCAAAGAUAUCUUUGCCGCCGCGAAGACUCCCAUUGUUUGGGAGCCCAUCAACGUCGACCCCGUUUUGAAGGACGGUAAGACCACUAUUCCCGAUGCUGCUAUCGAAAGCAUCAAGAAGAACAAGGUUGCCCUGAAGGGCCCCCUGGCUACCCCAAUUGGCAAGGGCCACGUUUCUCUUAACCUUACUCUUCGCCGUACCUUCAACCUCUUUGCCAACCUCCGUCCCUGCCGGUCCGUUGCCGGUUGCAAGACUCCCUACGAUAAUGUCGACACUGUUCUAAUCCGCGAGAACACCGAGGGCGAGUACUCGGGCAUUGAGCACGUUGUGGUGGAUGGUGUCGUUCAGAGCAUCAAGCUUAUCACCCGGGAAGCCAGCGAGCGCGUCCUCCGGUUCGCCUUCCAGCACGCCCGUGCCAUUGGCCGCAAGAAGGUCCGCGUCGUCCACAAGGCCACUAUCAUGAAGAUGAGUGACGGUCUUUUCCUCGAUGUCGGCCGCCGCGUCGCCCAGGAGUUCCCGGAUAUUGAGUUCGAUGCCGAGCUGCUCGACAAUACCUGCCUUAAAAUGGUCACCGACCCUGUUCCUUACAAUGACAAGGUGCUGGUCAUGCCCAACCUGUAUGGCGACAUUUUGUCCGAUAUGUGCGCCGGCUUGAUUGGUGGUCUGGGUCUGACCCCCUCGGGCAACAUCGGCGAUGAGUGCUCGAUCUUCGAAGCCGUCCAUGGUUCCGCUCCUGAUAUCGCUGGCAAGAACCUUGCCAACCCCACUGCCCUUCUCCUCAGCUCCAUGAUGAUGCUGAGGCACAUGGGCCUCAACGAGUAUGCUGAUCGCAUCGAGAAGGCGGCAUUUGAUACCCUGGCUGAGGGCAAGCACCUGACUGGUGAUCUGGGUGGCAAGGCGACCACGACGGAGUACGCUCAGGCCAUUAUCGCUAAGCUAUGA
Messenger RNA from Thermochaetoides thermophila DSM 1495, 1149 nucleotides. RefSeq lists its product as uncharacterized. The transcript has 5 exons. Gene Ontology annotation, cellular component: mitochondrion. Gene Ontology annotation, biological process: isocitrate metabolic process; tricarboxylic acid cycle. The record is from RefSeq and is a predicted model, not a curated record. Bases 1 to 1149 code for a protein of 382 amino acids. Gene Ontology annotation, molecular function: magnesium ion binding; NAD binding; isocitrate dehydrogenase (NAD+) activity. Lineage: Eukaryota; Fungi; Ascomycota; Sordariomycetes; Sordariales; Chaetomiaceae.